Molecule: messenger RNA, 1411 nt
Organism: Syzygium oleosum
Lineage: Eukaryota; Viridiplantae; Streptophyta; Magnoliopsida; Myrtales; Myrtaceae
Product: protein MET1, chloroplastic
Exons: 7
Coding region: 131-1138 (335 amino acids)
Molecular function (GO): protein binding
Source: RefSeq, a predicted model, not a curated record
GCUCUUGCAAUCCCAAAAGCCUCUCCUUUCUUCUCUCUCUCCCUCCCUCCCAUUGUUCAACCAAUCCAGACUUCCUUUCUCUCUCGACUCUGAUCUCUAACGGAGGAGAGCUAGAGCAAGGUCAAGGAUCAUGUCUAUAGCUCAGAGAAGCUAUGCAUCUUCUCUCUGUUCUUCACCGCCAUUACCAAGAACCGCUCAGAACAAGCCGACCCAGUUCGUGUUCUUCCACGCCAAGCAUUCGUUAUCCAAGAACGGCUCUCUCCUGAGCCUAUCUGUUCAUUUCUCGGAGACCCACUUGGUAAAAGCGCCCACUUUGGUGGUGAAAGCAUCUGAAACCGAGUCGCAGACGUCGUCGGAAGCAGCCGACGGGGGAGGGGAAGAGAAGUAUGAGGAGUAUGAGGUGGAGAUAGUGCAGCCAUAUGGGUUGAAGUUUGUUAAAGGAAGAGAUGGUGGGACUUACAUUGACGCAAUUGGGGCCGGUGGAUCUGCUGACAAGACCGGCAUGUUCGCUGUGGGGGAUAAAGUACUCGCCACCAGUGCAGUUUUUGGGACGGAGAUAUGGCCUGCAGCUGAAUAUGGAAGGACGAUGUAUACUAUCCGUCAAAGGAUUGGCCCAUUGCUAAUGAGGAUGCAGAAAAGAUACGGUAAACUGGAGGAAACUGGUGAGCUAACAGAGAGGGAGAUCAUUAGAGCAGAGAGGAACUCCGGGGUAAUAAGUAACAGAGUGAGGGAAAUCCAAAUGCAAAAUUCAAUGAGGAAAAAAGAACAGAAACAGAGAAGAGAGAUGGACCUCCGUGAAGGGCUGCUGCUCUACAGGAACGGCAAAUAUGAGGAAGCAUUGGAGAAAUUUGAGUCUGUAUUGGGAUCGAAACCUGAUGCUAAUGAAGCAUCUGUCGCAAGUUACAAUGUCGCUUGUUGUUAUUCUAAGCUUGAUCAGGUACAAGCUGGACUUUCUGCCCUGGAAGAUGCUUUGGAAGCAGGGUUCGAAGACUUUAAGAGAAUUCGAACGGAUCCUGAUUUGGAAAAUGUAAGGAAGUCCAAGGAAUUUGAUCCUCUUCUGAAAAGGUUUGACGAAUCCUUUAUCAAUGAGAACGCCAUUGACGCCAUCAAAUCUCUAUUUGGCUUCAACAAAAAAUAGUGCUGAAAAUUGGCUGUGCAAUUGAAGAACCUUGGUUCUCUACCGAGGCAAGGCCUAAGACAAGGAUCGGAGAAGCAACUGCUUAUCCUGACAGAGCUUCAGGAAAAUUUAUUCAUUCUCAUUAUGCGCAUCACUUUGAUCUUGGACUUGGAAACACCCUGAGUGGAAAUUUUUCUGGUAGUUACCUAUUUUUUACCUUUCCCCAAAUUGUGAAGUUCUGGUGGAUGUAAAGUAUAUCAGUGAGAAAUUGAAGAGGAAUCGAUUAUUCGAUUA